This is a messenger RNA of Zea mays, 3930 nucleotides long. RefSeq lists its product as uncharacterized. Lineage: Eukaryota; Viridiplantae; Streptophyta; Magnoliopsida; Poales; Poaceae. Gene Ontology annotation, molecular function: cysteine-type endopeptidase activity; protein binding; cysteine-type deubiquitinase activity. Gene Ontology annotation, biological process: protein deubiquitination. The transcript is spliced from 15 exons. The record is from RefSeq and is marked validated. Bases 317 to 3538 code for a protein of 1073 amino acids. Gene Ontology annotation, cellular component: cytosol; nucleus.
GUCCGCUCGGCCCGUCGCCGCGCUCGCUCCUCUGGUCGGUGGACGGCACCGUGCCGAGUGCCGAGUGCCGACCGGUCGGAACGGAAGAAACCAUCCGCUCAUCCCCGUUUUCUCUUGUCCCGUUCACCACGCCUGCUCUCUCCCUUGUCAUCUUCUGGCGACGACUGGGCGACUGCCGACGGCCGCUGCUGCCGCCGGCCGCUGCUGCCGCCCUAGACCAGGUGGCCAGCUCUUGUCCGAGACCGUUGCUGGCGACGAGAAUCCAAUAGCUUAACCCCUAUGCACCAAGGGAAGUCGGAUCCUCAUUGCUGGUACAAUGAGCAGGCCGAAUACCCGCAACAAGAACAAGAGGCCUCGCGCUGAUGAAUCCAAUAGCCCAUCUGUGGCUGUUUUCAAGAAGAUACAUUCCACUGGUGAUAUCUCAAAAAGCGAUAUCUGUCAGCUUUACAUGGUGUGGAAACCGCUUUGCCACGGUUGCCAUGGUAACUCCAAGGACUCACCAAAUUGUUUCUGCGGGUUGAUUCCCAUUGGCAAUGGGGUUCGUAAAUCUGGCCUCUGGCAGAAAACUCAGGAAAUUAUCCGUGGUCUUGGUCCUAAUCCAUCUAGUGAUCUUCGUGAUUCUAGCGAGACACCUGCUGGGUUGACUAACCUGGGAGCAACUUGUUAUGCGAAUAGUAUUCUACAGUGCCUUUACAUGAACACAUCCUUCCGAUCUGGUAUUUUCUCAUUGGAUCUGGAUGUUUUGAAGAAGCAUCCAGUUUUAGAUCAGCUGGUUCGGUUGUUUGCACAACUACAGUCUAGCAAAAUGGCUUUCAUUGAUUCAACGCCUUUUAUUAAGGCAUUGGAAUUAGACAAUGGUGUCCAGCAGGAUAGCCAUGAAUUUCUCACCUUGUUUCUGUCUCUCCUUGAGCAAUCACUAAGUCACUCCAAGGUCCCUGGAACUAGAGAAAUAGUGCAACAUCUGUUUCGUGGCAGUGUAUCUCAUGUAACAAGGUGCUCAUCAUGUGGAAAGGAUUCAGCAGCAUCUUCAAAAUCUGAAGACUUCUAUGAACUCGAGCUGAAUAUUAAAGGUUUCAAUAAUUUGGAAGAAAGUCUAGACGACUACUUUAGUGAAGAAGGACUAGUUGGGGAGAAUCAAUACUUUUGUGAAUCAUGUCAGAAAAGGGUAGACGCCACUCGCUGCAUAAAACUUAGAUCACUUCCUCCAGUUGUUAAUUUUCAGCUGAAGCGUUAUGUAUUCCUCCCGAAGACAACAACCAAGAAAAAGAUUUCUUCGUCUUUCAGUUUCCCAGGGCAGCUUGAUAUGGGAAAACGGUUGUCAAACCCUACAUCUAGUUAUACAUAUGAACUAGCUGCUAUUUUAAUUCACAAGGGUACCGCUGCUAAUAGUGGGCACUAUGUGGCACAUAUAAAAGAUGAAAGCAAUGGGCAGUGGUGGGAGUUUGAUGAUGAAACCGUAUCCAAACUUGGUUUGCACCCUUUUGGUGAAAACUUAGGAAAAACAUCAAAUAAAGAUGAUAGGAAACCUCAAGGCAUUUCUAUAGAAGGUUCUGUUACGAACAAUAACAAUGGACACCAGGAGGCUGCAUCAUCUUCUAGCCCCGGGGAGAUGUUUUCAUCUACAGAUGCUUAUAUGCUGAUGUACAAAUGUACCAAUAAGGAUGGCAAUGCUACUGAAAGCAACAAAAUUAUGGAAUUCAAUAAUAGUUUGCUUCCACACCAUUUUCUUGAUGAAAUUAAUGAACAAAAUGCAUCGUGUAUGAAAUCCUGUGAAGAAUACCAAAGCAAGAAAGGCAGCCAUUUGGCAUAUAUAACAGAGAGGCGCCAAGAAGUAAAAUCUAUUCUGAUAGAAGCACCCGCAAAUCCAGAGGACAAUUCAUACUUUUGGAUUUCAACAGACUGGCUUCGCCAAUGGGCAGAUAACAUCACUCCUCCCUUAUCCAUUGACAAUGGACCAAUUCAAUGUGAGCAUGGAAAAGUUCCAGUGUCUAAACUCACAUCAAUGAAGCGUCUAUCAGCUGCAGCUUGGCAGAAAUUAUUUUCAAAAUAUGGAGGGGGGCCAACAUUGAGUGGUGAUGAUUUUUGCAUGGUGUGUCUUAAAGAUGGGGCGAAAAAUGCAGUAUCUGCUGAUGUCUACCGUGACCGCAAAGAAUCAUUUAAAAACCUUGCAGAAGCAGCUCUUGCUGGUAGUUGUUCAGAUAGUCCUUCUUACUUCAUCUCAAAGGCAUGGUUGACUCAUUGGCUCCGCAGAAAAAAUGCUGGUAUCCUUUCUGAUGCUGAUAAUGGACCAACGAGUGCUUUAAGAUGUCGCCAUGGGUAUCUCCUGCCGGAGCAUGCUCCAGGAGCAAAGCGGGUAUCCGUACCAGAGAGCCUGUGGUUAUUUCUCUAUCAAACCAUCAGCGAGAAGGUUGAUGAUGUUGUUACUUUUCCAUCAGACUGUCAACCAUGCAAAAUCUGUAGUCAGGAAUUGUCUGAUGUUGCUUCUGUUGAGGGUAAUCUUAGAGCAGUGAAACUUGAGCAACGAUACAAACAUGAAAAGUUAAUAUCUGGGAAGAGCUUUGCACUUCGUCCUGGUGAAAAAUAUUAUUUGGUUCCUUCAUCUUGGUUGUCAGAGUGGAGAGCUUAUAUUACAACGACGGGAAAAAAUAUUUCUUCACUACCAGAACCUCAAAGUCUUGAAGCUGUUGUCAGUUCACUUAUAUGUGAAAAGCAUUCGAGAUUGCUGCAAAAGCCUUUGGAUCUUGUUUGUAAGCGCGGAAGCAUCACUCAGAAAACAUCAAAUAACGAUGGUUUAACAAUCAUCCCAGAGUAUGAUUGGAAGUUAUUCUCUGAGGAGUGGAGUGCGACGCCUGGAAAAGGUAUAUCUGCUGAAAUCGCUUUUAGCAAGGACGCUCAAGAUAAAGUGCACGGUUCCUCUGAAGCAAUGCCGAUUACGGAUGGAAAUUUGGACCAGUCUCUUUAUGGUGCAAAUGACGAUUUUGGGGCCAGAGAGCCCUAUGUCAGAACUGAUCCUGAGGUUUGUGAAGAAUGUGUUGGAGAAAGAGAGAGCUGUGCAUUGGUGCAGAAGCUCAACUACCAGAAUGAAGAUAUCCACGUUUAUUUUGUCCGUGGAAAAGCACCACCAAAGUCUAUCAAAGAAGCAUCUAAAGAUGUUCCUGUAUCAGAUCGUCGGAUUUCAAAGCGUUCCAGGAGGACAAGCUCUGGGAAUUCAAUCAGUUUGAAAGUCUCUGGUUCCACAUCCGUCUAUCAGUUGAAACUCAUGAUAUGGGAAUCUUUAGGGAUCGUUAAGGAGAAUCAGAAGCUUCACAAAGGAAAUGUUGAGAUUGAAGGUGACUUGGCUACUCUUGCCGACAAGAGUAUCUUUCCUGGGGAUGUUCUUUGGGUCAGAGACUCUGAAAUCUUUGAGAACCGUGACAUAGCAGAUGAGAUUUCAGAGCAGAAGGGUGAUAUACUGCAGGUUGAGGAAGGCUUUAGAGGGACUCUUUUGACAUCAAGUGUUUCAGCACAGCUUUGUCAGGGCAUAACAUUUAGUGAAUGAGUUUCUUCCGUGAGAUAUAUGGCUGCACAUACCUGUUGGCAUAAGCUAGUUAAGGUCUCUAGAAGGUACCUGAUUGCUUCAGAGGGUAGUCAAUCAUGUCAGUUCUAGCAGUCCUGGCGAAAAGUUAUGUCUAUGCUUCUCUCCAUGCUGUCACACUAAGGAUGUCAAAUGUAUCCUCGCUUGAGGAAAACGGAAGAAGGCUCUUCCUUCUUCCCUAAUGUAAUGGUGACUUAGGUAUACCACUGGGCUACGGGGCUGUGAUGCCUGCAUGCUUAGUGUUUUUUUUUCCUGUUGUUGGCCAUGCGGGACCGUGAGGGCUACGAGCGACUUGCAUUGUACUUGGUGGUUGUGCACACAUCGGCUUAUUGACAGGUAGAUUACUAUGAAAGUCU